Molecule: messenger RNA, 555 nt
Organism: Malassezia globosa CBS 7966
Lineage: Eukaryota; Fungi; Basidiomycota; Malasseziomycetes; Malasseziales; Malasseziaceae
Exons: 2
Coding region: 1-555 (184 amino acids)
Biological process (GO): sterol metabolic process
Cellular component (GO): membrane; endoplasmic reticulum
Molecular function (GO): cholestenol delta-isomerase activity
Source: RefSeq, a predicted model, not a curated record
AUGGUGAGUGCUCAACGUUUCAACUUGCGAUCGAGCCAGAGAAUCCUUUUCUUCUGGCUAGUGUUUGAUGCACUCAUACAUAUAUGUCUUGAGGGUCCAUUUGUGUAUCUUUCAAUGCACGGUCGCACUGUAAAUGCAUCUAGAGGCUUCUUUGCGUCUGUGUGGCAAGAAUACAGUCUUGCAGAUUCACGUUGGGGAGUAGCUGACCCAGGCAUUGUUGCUGUCGAGCUGCUGACUGUCGUCGUUAAGGGCCCACUUGCCUUAUAUACUUCUUGGCUCGUACUAAAGGACAAUGCCAAGUAUCAUAUUUGGCUCUGCUUCUUAUGCUUGGCUGAACUGUACGGGGACUACAUGACUUUCGUGCCUGAAUACUUCACAAAUGCGGCCGCACUUGACACCCAGAAUCCACUACAUCUCUGGUUCUAUCUCGUCAUCAGCAAUGGUGCAUGGGUCAUCACGCCGGCAUACUUGCUAGUCAAAAGCACUUAUGCACUCGUUCGGAUGGCUGAUGCAUCGUCAGUGCCUCCCCCGCCGCCACCGAAGAAAAUAGUGUAG